GGGGGAGAGAAGAGGAGAGAUUAUCCUCAUCCGCUCUGGUCCUCGGAGGUGGAGAGAGAACACACAACAAGCAAAAGGAGGACACUAGAGAGGAGUAGAGGGGACUCCAAGGAGAGCCAGCAGAUGCGGGAGACCACCGCGGACACCAUAUCAUCUACGGAUUUUCUUUAGGACACAUCUUCAGGGUCAGACGAGGGACAUAUCUCCCACCCUCCCUCAAUUUCAUUUAAAUUCUGACAGAUAGGACCGAACAACUCCCUCGCCAAGAUGGGCAACCGAGGCAUGGAAGAUCUGAUCCCUCUGGUGAACAAAAUGCAGGAUGCCUUCGCUGCAAUCGGCCAAAACUCGAACUUAGACUUGCCUCAGAUCGCCGUUGUGGGCGGCCAGAGUGCGGGGAAAAGCUCCGUGUUGGAGAACUUCGUGGGGAAGGACUUCCUCCCCCGUGGCUCUGGCAUCGUGACCCGUCGACCUCUGGUGCUCCAACUGAUCAACUGUCCCACCGAGUAUGCCGAGUUCCUCCACUGUAAGGGGAAGAAGUUUGUUGACUUUGAUGAGGUACGAGGGGAGAUCGAGGCGGAGACGGACCGCAUCACCGGAGCGAAUAAAGGCAUUUCCCCCGUCCCCAUUAACCUACGGGUGUACUCCCCCCAUGUGCUGAACCUGACCCUGGUGGACCUACCGGGGAUGACCAAGGUGCCGGUGGGGGACCAGCCCGUGGACAUCGAGGCCCAGAUCAAGGAGAUGUUGAUGCAGUUCGUAACCAAGGACAACUGCCUGCUGCUGGCCGUCUCGCCGGCCAACUCUGACCUGGCCAACUCUGAUGCGCUGAAGAUCGCCAAGGAGGUGGACCCCCAAGGUCAGAGAACCAUUGGUGUCAUCACUAAGCUGGACCUGAUGGAUGAAGGGACGGAUGCCAAAGACAUCCUGGAGAACAAACUGCUUCCGCUGAGGAGGGGGUACAUUGGGGUGGUGAACAGAAGUCAGAAGGACAUCGAUGGGAAGAAGGACAUCAACGCGGCCAUGGCGGCCGAAAGGAAGUUCUUCAUGUCCCAUCCCGGGUACCGGCAUCUGGCCGAACGCAUGGGCACCCCGUACCUCCAGAAGACCCUCAACCAGCAACUGACCAAUCACAUCCGCGACACGCUGCCCGGGUUGAGGGCCAAGCUGCAGAGCCAGCUGCUCUCCAUAGAAAAGGAGGUAGAAGAGUACAAGAACUUCAGGCCUGACGACCCCUCACGCAAGACCAAGGCCCUGCUACAGAUGGUGCAGCAGUUCUCGGUGGACUUUGAGAAGCGCAUCGAGGGGUCCGGGGACCAGAUCGACACGGCGGAGCUGUCAGGGGGCGCGCGCAUCAACCGCAUCUUCCACGAGCGCUUCCCCUUCGAGCUGGUCAAGAUGGAGUUUGACGAGAAGGAGCUCCGCAAGGAGAUCAGCUACGCCAUCAAGAACAUCCACGGCAUCAGGACAGGCCUGUUCACUCCUGACCUGGCCUUUGAGGCUAUAGUGAAAAAGCAGAUCCAAAAGCUGAAGGAGCCCACGCUGAAGUGCAUAGACAUGGUGGUGAGCGAGCUCACCUCCACCAUACGAAAGUGUAGCAGCAAGCUGGCCCAGUACCCCCUGCUGAGGGAGGAGAUGGAGAGAAUCGUCACACAACACAUCAGGGAUCGGGAGAGUCGCACCAAGACCCAGGUUUUGCUGCUGAUAGACAUCGAGUUGUCCUACAUGAACACCAACCACGAGGACUUCAUCGGAUUCGCCAAUGCUCAGCAGAGGAGUAACAAGCAGAACCAGAAGAAGGCUGCUGGUAACCAGGAUGAAGUCAUGCCGGAGAGAGGAGUUAACGAACGGUUCAAGGUGAUCAGGAAGGGCUGGCUGACCAUCAACAACAUCGGUAUCAUGAAGGGAGGAGCCAAGGAGUACUGGUUCGUCCUCACCGCAGAGUCGCUCUCCUGGUACAAAGAUGAUGAGGAGAAGGAGAAGAAAUACAUGCUGCAGGUUGACAACCUCAGGCUGAGAGAUAUUGAGAAGGGAUUCAUGUCCAGCAAGCAGAUCUUUGCCCUCUUCAACACCGAACAGAGGAACGUCUAUAAGGACUACCGUCAGCUGGAGCUGGCCUGUGAGAACCAGGAGGACAUCGACGGCUGGAAGGCGUCCUUCCUGCGGGCUGGGGUCUACCCCGAACGUGUCACCGACAAGGAGGGCAAGAGCGAGGGUGGGGAGGAGAACGGCUCCGACAACUUCAUGCACAGCGACCCCCAGCUGGAGCGGCAGGUGGAGACCAUCCGCAACCUGGUGGACUCCUACAUGGCCAUCGUCAACAAGACGGUCCGCGACCUCAUGCCCAAGACCAUCAUGCACCUCAUGAUCAACAACACCAAGGAGUACAUCAACGCCGACCUGCUGGCUGAGCUGUACUCGUGCGGGGACCAGAGCUCCCUGAUGGAGGAGUCCCAGGAGCAGGCUCAGCACCGCGACGAGAUGCUGCGCAUGUACCACGCCCUGCGCGAGGCACUGGGCAUCAUCGGGGACAUCAGCACCACCACCAUCACCACCGCCAUGCCCCCGCCCGUCGACGACUCCUGGCUGCAGGUGCAGCGCGCCGGCGGCGGCUCCGGCGGCAGGUCUCCCGCCACCAGUCCCACCCCCAACCGCAGGGCCCCUCCGGGCCCCCCGGGACGUCCGCUGUCUCGGGGUCCCCCACCUGGCCCUCCCCCCGCCGGGGGACCCCCCGUCCCCUCCCGCCCGGGGGCCUCACCCGAUACCUACAGCGGGCCCCCGCCCACCGUGCCCUCUCGGCCCAACCGCGCACCCCCCAGUGUGCCUAGUCGAAGACCCCCACCUUCUCCAACCCACUAGGCCUCCAAGCCCCUCCCUACUACUACCGUCAUCAUUAACCCCACCUACCCUGCCUCCGGACUAGAGGGCAACAGCUCCACCUACCUGCUGUUAUCUGUCAUGACAGACCAGAGCUGGUUCCCUCCUCCUCCACCUCUUACUGCUCCUAUACUACUGUACUCUCUCUCAUUGUCUCUGUCUCUCUCGCUUUCUGUCUCUUUCUCUGUGUCUCUCUUUCUCUCUCUCUCUCUUUCUCUCUCUCUCUCUUCAUGUUUUUGGUCACACACCGAUAUGCAAACAGACGCAUUCAUGUGCACGCACAAAACACACACACACACACACACACACACACACACACACACACACACUAGUGCAUGAUAUGUAAACUUACUAUAAACACGCUAUUUUCCAAUAAUACCGGUAACCAGAGCUGAAUGAAAAAUGUAAAUUUACACACGCACACGAACACAAACUCAAACACACAAUGUACAUGCUAACGGUCAGAUACAUCAUACUCAGCAUGAAUAAAAAGGUCAUGAAAUACACUGAAUACUUGCGUCUACCGAGGUACUACCUUUGCACUUCAUUUGAAAUGGCUUUUGAAUACUUAAUAGUCAUAUGUGGUUUUCACAUUUAUAUUUCGAGGCUGCUUUUCCUUUCAAAUCAAGCCUUCUAUGUAUCGAAUAAACAUAAAGCAUUGUCUGGCCAAAGUGGUUUUGGGUAAGAAAACUUCAUCCAUGUGUGUCUUAAACUAUUGUCGGUUGUAUCAAAAAACAUCAAGGCCCAAUCCCAUUUCUACCCCUUACCCCUCCCUUUACCCCUCCCCCUUGUUUUGAAGGGGUAAGGGGAAGGGGUAAGGGGCAGGGGUAAGGGGUAGAAAUGGGAUUGGGCCUAACAGUAACCCUUAGCCCCCUUUCUCCAAAAAACAAUGCCGAAAGUAGAAUAAUGGGCUCGGGAAGAAACAUUUGUCUCGUCCAAUCACUGUAGAGGUAGGGCUGUCUUUGCACCUGAAUGGCCAAUCAGAAACAAUGCAGUUUUGAGCUUCUAACUGUACAGUCCUUAAAUAGCAAUGCCAAGUUAUGUAUAGACACAAUGUACGCAACAUAUCAAAAACUAUCGUCUCUUCACCUCUAUGAUUUUUGGCAUUUCAAUCAACCUAUUUAUCUUUAAAUUUGUUGGUCAGUAGCUUUCCAUAACUAUUGACAAUUUAGGUCAAGUUGUCUCCAGUCAGAAAAAACACUUUGAAUCAUUCAUCAGACAGUGAUGAAUGAUUCCUUGAAACGGGUUGAAACCGGUUUCAGUCGUUUUCUUUGUGCUUUUUCAACGUGUCUUACCUACUCCAAAUCCUCUAUAAGACAACGGUGUGACCUCUCUUUUCAAGCAAACAGGCGUUAUGCUUUCAGGACAAUUGGCUUGUUUCUCUUGUGUGUGUAUUUGUUUAUACCCAAUGGACCUAUGCAAUAUUAUUGCAUUGGUUUUUAAAAGACAACAGCCGGGUUUCAUGUUUGUCUUGGAUUUAAGUUUUCUGCCUUAUCACAAACUCCUCUCUGCACUGACCCCAACCAAAUCGACCGUCCUCAUCCCUACAAUAAACUCUAUUACAAUAGAGAGGGUGGGACUUCAUAGAAUGUGCAAUAUGUCAUUGGAUAGCUGAACUGCAGCUGUCUGUCAAUCAUUUUAGACUCAAGAAUGAAAACUGAUGAGAUGUUAAAUAAAGAGGAAAAACUUGAAUUCUCUAAAUACUCACGUAAUUCAACUAAAUGAUCAGGAUUACAUGUUUGCUGCUGGUCAAAUGUUUAACAUCCUGUUCAAUUGCUGGUAUUCUUCACUGAAUAUCUUAUGUUUUCUUUCCCUCCCUUCCUCCCUUCUUUUUCUCUCCGUCAGUG
Molecule: messenger RNA, 4721 nt
Organism: Gadus morhua (Atlantic cod)
Lineage: Eukaryota; Metazoa; Chordata; Actinopteri; Gadiformes; Gadidae
Gene: dnm1a
Product: dynamin 1a
Exons: 23
Coding region: 268-2856 (862 amino acids)
Biological process (GO): receptor internalization; synaptic vesicle budding from presynaptic endocytic zone membrane
Cellular component (GO): synapse; microtubule; cytoplasm
Molecular function (GO): GTP binding; GTPase activity; microtubule binding
Source: RefSeq, a predicted model, not a curated record